AUGACUGAUCGUGAAAUCCUGCCCAAGGACCUUAAGCCAGUCCACUAUGCUCUGUCCGUUUUUAACAUUGAUAGUCAAAAAUACACCUUCUCGGGCAAUGUAGUAAUUGACUUCAAACUGGUUUCUGAGUCCUCUGUUGAGGCUAUUCAUCUCAAUUACCGGGGUUUGAAGGUCACCAAGGGAUCUGCUUUGGUUCAACAAGCAGCCAAGACCGAAUCUACCAUCGAAGUUACUGAAAUCUCGUACGAUGAGAAGGUCGAGGUUGUUACUCUAAAACUUGCUGAACCAAUCCAGCCUGGCGCCACUAAGAUCCAAGUGUCUGUCGACUAUGAAGCCAAGAUUUGGGAUAAUAUGGCUGGUUUCUACCGGUCCAAGUAUAAGACUCCAGAGGGCGAGGACGCUGUUAUGCUCUCUACUCAAUUCGAGUCUACCGAUGCUAGAAGAGCCUUUCCAUGUGUUGAUGAACCUAAUCAGAAGGCUACUUUCGACUUCAAGAUUACUGUCCCUGAGAAUUGGACUGCCUUGAGUAAUAUGCCUGUUGUGUCUAGCAAGCCAAUUGAUGGUGAUGGCAAGAAGGCUGUUUCUGCAGAGUCUACUGCCUCUGGAAGCACCAGUUUGAAAGUGGUCGCCUUUGAGACGACUCCUGUCAUGAGUACUUACCUUCUCGCUUGGGCUACGGGUGAUUUUGAGUACAUUGAAGCUUUUACCGACCGUUCUUACAACGGUAAGAAGAUCCCUGUUAGGGUUUAUACCACCAAGGGCCUCGUCAAGCAGGGUCAACUUGCCCUUGAGAGUGCUGUUAAGAUUAUUGAUCUUUUCUCCGAAGUUUUCGAUAUUGACUAUAUGCUUCCAAAAGCUGACCUAUUAGCUGUGCAUGAGUUCUCUCACGGUGCUAUGGAAAACUGGGGUCUUGUAACUUAUCGUACUACCGCCGUCUUGUUUGAUGAGCUGACCAGUGACAGUUCAUAUAAGACCAGAGUCGUCUAUGUGGUAGCCCACGAGCUGGCACAUCAAUGGUUCGGUAAUCUUGUUACUAUGGACUGGUGGAAUGAGUUAUGGCUUAAUGAAGGUUUUGCUACUUGGGUCGGAUGGUUUGCAGUCGAUCAUUUGUACCCUGAUUGGGAUGUUUUCACCGGAUUUGUUUUCGAAUCUCUUCAAGGAGCUCUUGCACUUGACGCUCUUCGUGGCUCCCAUCCAAUUGAGGUUCCAGUGAGAUCUGGCCUUGAGAUCGAUCAAGUAUUUGAUCAUAUUUCCUACUUAAAGGGUGCUUCUACUAUUCGUAUGCUUAGUACCCAAUUGACUGUCGAGACCUUUCUCAAGGGCGUCUCUAACUAUCUCAAGAAGCAUGCGUACUCUAAUGCUAGAACUGCUGAUUUGUGGGCUAGCUUGAGUGAGGUCAGUGGAGUUGAUGUGGCUGCUGCUAUGGAAAAUUGGAUUGAAAAGAUUGGUUUCCCGUUGUUGAAGGUUCAAGAGGACGAAAAUACCGGUGAUGUCACUGUUCGUCAAGACCGAUUCCUCAGCACUGGAGAUGUUAGUUUGAACGAAAACGAAACUGAGUGGUGGAUUCCUUUGGUUAUCGACAGUGAUGCCAAAGCUGACAGCUCAACCAUUCUUGACCAAAGAGAAAUUACUAUCCCAGCCCUUGCAUCAGGAGAUAACUUCUUCAAGCUGAACAAGGAUCAAACUGCCAUUUAUCGCGUUAGUUAUUCUGAGGAAAGACUCGAAAAGCUUGGUAAAUCUAUUAAUAGGCUUUCCGCUAAGGAUAAAAUUGGUCUUGUAGCAGACACUGCUGCUACUGCGUCUGCUGGUGUCGGAUCUACCCCUGGCCUGUUGGCUUUCUUGGACGCUCUUAAGGAGGAGAAAAACUACUUUGUUUGGUCCGAGAUUCUUCAGAGAUUGGCUACUCUUCGCUCUGUUUUUGCUCUUCACUCCAAGGAAGUUACCAGCGGGCUCGUUAAAUUUACUGAGCAUCUUAUUACCCCAACCUUGAAUAGACUUGGAUGGGAAUUCUCAAAGGAUGACGAUUUUUUAACUGUAAGAUUAAGAGCUUUGAUUAUUUUGGCUGGUGGUACUGUUGGUAUCAAGUCUGUGGUUGAUGAAUCAAUUUCCCGUUUCAAUAAGUAUAAGACCGGUGAUAAGACCGUCAUUCACCCUAGUGUCAAGAAAGCGAUUUUCGCCACUGUUCUUAAGUACGCAACUGGUAUUGAAUUGCAGGAGGCUUAUGAGGUGGUCCGUAAGGAAUUAGCUAAUCCCACCUCUGUUGAUGGUAGGGAGCUAGCUGCCUUUGCUCUUGGUAAUGUUCAGGAUGCAUCGCUGAUCAAAUCGAGCUUGGGAAUGAUUCUUUCUGGAGAGGUGCCGGUCCAAGAUGUGCACACUAUCGGAACUAGCUUAGCAGCUAAUCCUGCUAGUCGUGAGCAAACUUGGGAAUUCAUUAAAUCCAACUGGACUGAUGUUUAUAAGAAGUUUUCGAGUAAUAUGGUUGUAUUAGACCGUUUUGUCCGUGUCGUCGUCAGUCAGUUUGCAUCUGAGGAGGACUACAACGACAUUAGCGCUUUCUUCAGUGAAAAGGACAACAAGGGUUACGAUCGUUCAUUAUCUCAAGCCUUGGAUGUUAUCAAGUCCAAGUAUCAAUGGGUCGCUCGCGAGACCACUGCUGUCGAAAAGUGGCUUGAAGACAACAAAUUUUAG
Molecule: messenger RNA, 2688 nt
Organism: Sugiyamaella lignohabitans
Lineage: Eukaryota; Fungi; Ascomycota; Dipodascomycetes; Dipodascales; Trichomonascaceae
Gene: APE2
Product: Ape2p
Exons: 1
Coding region: 1-2688 (895 amino acids)
Biological process (GO): peptide catabolic process; proteolysis
Cellular component (GO): cytoplasm
Molecular function (GO): metalloaminopeptidase activity; peptide binding; zinc ion binding
Source: RefSeq, a predicted model, not a curated record